Messenger RNA from Theileria equi strain WA, 1695 nucleotides. RefSeq lists its product as hypothetical. The coding region runs from base 1 to 1695 and encodes 564 amino acids. NCBI's taxonomy places the organism in Eukaryota, Apicomplexa, Aconoidasida, Piroplasmida, Theileriidae. The record is from RefSeq and is a predicted model, not a curated record. The transcript has 2 exons.
AUGGAUAAUCGUAUCGAUCUUUGGAUCCCAAUCCGUCCUAACACUGAAAGUGAUAUCUUUCAUAUGGAGAAUGUUUUGGAUCUAAGAAAAUCCAUUGAAGAUGACAUACGCAAUAACAAUGUUGGAGUUGUUGUAAGCGAUCACAAUAAUAAAGAAAUAAUAAUGAAGGAUGUACUAUCAACAUUGAACAAUGCUGGAUUUUCAUCACUAGAUUUUGUUCAACCCGUUGUAAACAAUGUGGAUACCGGAUUCCUUGCUGCAAUAUGUUCUGGCGAAUACAUUGUACUCGCAUGGAUAUCCAAUCUUCCAACUGCAUCUGUCAGAGCAGUGAUGCAAGAAAAUACAGUAUCCAGGCCACAAAGGUCCAAAAAGAAAAAAAAGUUUGAUUUUGGUGAAUCUGACGAUGAAGAAUAUGAUACAAUUAAUAACAAGAGGGCGUCUAAAGAAAAUGAAAUUCCUGCUAUUGCUGGCUAUGAAGUCUUGAAUCAACCUUUUGAUAGUAUUGAUAGAUUUGAUUUUACUAAAUGUUUUGAAAAUUUCCCGGUUGCCAGCAAGAAGAUUUAUUCCAGUUUGUUGUAUGCAAAAACCCUGGCAAUUGUUGAUGUGGGUUUGUGUUACUCUAUAUUUGGUAUACAAGAUAGUAACGAUAAAGACUUGGUGUUUAAUAUUUAUUUCUCAGUUGGAACUUCAAUAAGAACAUUUAAAGUAAAAUUUGAGCGUGACGAUGUUACAUUUCCUAAUAUAAACGAUUCUAAAACGGAAAUUAGUCCAUUAAAAACUAUAGUAGAUUUAAAUAAAAAUAUAGAGAUGUUGAAAUGCUAUAAGUUAAUAUCAAGUAAUGAGGAUCAUCAUAUUAUUAUCGCUACGGUGGAAUCCUCCAUUUUGGUACAUAUAAUUGCCAAGAGCAUUACAAAAUAUAUAACUUGCGGAAAUAUCCCUAUAACGUCCUACUCCUUAGAACCUCUCUACAUGGUAGAUGGUAAUUUGGCGCAAAUAAACGCAAUUGAUUCUGGAAGUACAGUGUAUCGCAUCAUACUCGAUAACACAUACAAUCUCAAAAUUGAAGAAGUAAUAGACAAAAAUCCGGAUGCAUUGCAGUGCUUCACUGCAUGUGAGAACUUUAGUACAAUGACGUAUGAAUGUAUAAUAAGCGGACAAAUAAUUGAGAUGCGAGCAAAUAUACGCCAUAAUAGCAUAUUUAUUAGUGUACUCUUUGCCAUAAUAAACGGGAAUGGCUUGAGUCCCCUAAUACACUACAUCAUUGCAAAUAAGGGGAAUCUCAUUCCAAAGAAUACAAUAUUCGGACUUACGACUGGGGUGAACAGCGAAAGGGAACCCGUAAGCACAUGUGAAAACAUUGACGAUCUCAUGAAGACAAUAGAUGCCUAUGUAUCCGCCAAAGACGACAACCUCGUAAAAACAUUCUACGAUGCACUAGGGCACAUACAAGACGGUAAUAGAUCUAAAAUUGCCUUCACUCUCUACCUACUAGCUUGUCUGGAGGCAACUGGCGAAUUGCAACCAGAAAAUGAAAAGACAAUCACUUGUACAGAAUCUUCUAAAUCUAUACUAACAAAGAUUCUAAAAGAUCUAUCACCCACGAAUUAUGACUUGAAGAAGAUAUACAAGUUAAUGUCAAACGCUGAUCCAAAAAAUCACAUAGUACAAAUACUUAGAAAUCGCAGAUUGCCCUAA